AUGACAGUGAAUGAAAACUCCAGUGAUCGUGAUGAAACGGAAUUUGUAGAAAAUUCCAAUGGAAAGGUUUUGCAAGUUGCGGCUAACACCCGUCGAAGUGCACUUCUAUCUCAAACAUCGGACGAGAAAGAUGUAAAGAUUCGGGAAUUGACAGCAGAGUUGCAGAGGGAGAGAAAACGAUCUGCAGCUCUUCAAGAUCAGCUCAAGAGUGUUCUAAAAGACAUGGAAGAGCAUUCAAAACACCUCUCAAGAAAUAUCGAUGACAUUGUUCUAAGUGUUAAAGAAAUCGAAUCAAGGAGAGCAGUCUUUUCAAAUAGCCAAUAG
Fraxinus pennsylvanica is the source of this 324-nucleotide messenger RNA. The record is from the annotation of a GenBank genome assembly. Lineage: Eukaryota; Viridiplantae; Streptophyta; Magnoliopsida; Lamiales; Oleaceae.